AUGCCUUCCAUCGACAGGAAUAUGAAUAUGAACAUGACGAACGCACAUGACCAUAAUCAAGGCCUCGAAAAUAUCGAAGAAAGUAUUAUCAAAGUCGAGAUGCAAGAAUCUGACCGGCGUGGUUCUGUCGCCACACCAGCCAAAUCUAGAGCUAUCUCUAGAUCCAAGGCUACCCUAACUACCAGAGAUCGUCCCAUCGCCUCGAUCGAGGUGGACGAGAGCUAUGACCCCGUUACGCCUGCCAAGUCUUCAGCUAGAGCUGGUCGGGGAAGAGCAAGAAAGAGAGCCAGAUCGCAAUCUCCCAAGAGAGCUGCCAGUACCAAGGUUGUGGCUGAUAAAAUUUCCAAGACACGACAAAGUCCAAAGAAGAAGGAUACAAAAGGUUCGAAGAAUUUACGUGACGAAUUGCUUGGUGAAAUGCUCGCAGAAGAUGACGAUAAUGGUGACGAAUGGGAAGAUGACAACGAUGGCGUUCGAUCUGAUGAAAACACCUGGGACCAAGUAAAUAAAGUUAUUGGAUCUACCGGCAAACCUACUCAUCCAAAUGGUCGAGCCGAAGGUCGCAAGCUUGUUGCAUGGCAUAGAACUCGAAUGAUGGAGAAGUUAAUCUUGCACAUCGUAUUCGAGUGUCGCCGUGCUGGUAUCAAUCUUCCAUGGGACAAGAUCGCUCACCGACUAUAUCCUGCGAGCUCAGGUGCCGCCGCUCAGCAGUAUAUCAACAAGAUGCGUGACGUCCUUAUCACAGAAGGUCACCUUGUUCCUCCUCCUUUGGGAAAGAAAGCUGUGUUUGAUCCGAGCAUCCGUGGCUACAUUCGUGACAUGGACGCUGGAGACCCAAGAACAUCUCGACCUGUUGGGUGGGAUGAAGAGAUUGUUGACCUAAAAGAGAGUCUUAUUGUACCUGGUGUUUCCAGAGGUUCUGGAACCUAUCGUCGCGAUAAGGCUCGAUGGCAAAGCAACAAGACAACCAUCGCCGAAGAAACACCUACCAAGAUACUCCGCGCUCGCACUCAUCCUGAUAGGCAGCCCUCCAAGCCAAAGCCCGAGCGAAAAGAGAAGACAGUAAAGAUCAAGAAGGAGCGAUCUGAAUCACUCGACCCUGCCGAGAUGCCAUCAGACGAGGAUUAUGACCCGGGAAACCGUCUUAAGCUUAAGGGCUAUCGCAAGCGUAAGGUUAAGGUUAAGGCCGAGCGUAAGUGCGAGACGGAUGAGGACAUGGAUAAGGCAACGGAGUCUGAAGAUGCAUCGUCUGGGUAUUCCGAUAAUGAGAUAUACCUUGAAGAGACGCCAAGCAAGAAGAGGGGCUCAGAAAAUCAUGCGAUAACACCUCUAGCUGCUUUGCCAGUUAAGCUCAAGCUUUCUCCGGGUUUACUCAGUCGAUUUCCUGCGGACGUUGCCAGCAGCUCUGCUCAAGGCACAUUAACAGUCGAUGACAGGGUGGAUGAUGGAGAGUCUGUGAAAACCCCCGAUGACGCAGAGACGGCUGUUGAUAGUUCUGCCCGCGACGGCGAUGAUGUUUUUGGUUCCGAAUAUUCAAGCCUCGACAAUAACCAUAACCUUCAGCUACGAAGCCUAGGUUUGUUGCCUCCUAACGACUACGUCGGAGGGAUAAACCACGGUUAUGGACUUUACAGUCCGCGCGGUCCGUUGAAUGCCUCAGGAUAUACCCCUGUAUAUACCCCGGGCUUCGAUAGCCAGGGUUUUGCCAAUGUUGGAGCCACGUCCUUUGAGAACACUCACGACAAUAACGUAUUUUCCCAAGGAAUGUAUUUCGGCCUGCAUGGUUUCAAUGCAGCAUCCGAUCUGAAUGUCGGCUCAACUUACGGUGCCUCGAAUGGUAUGAUGCAAGGUAUGAACGGAGGUCAUAGCGGCAUGCGUUCAUUCUCUCAUGGCACUGGGGUCAGUUCCAGCAACAGUAGCUUUGCUCAUGGUUCAACCGGCACCGACUACGGCGGGGGUGCAUUUGAUUACGGCAAUGCUAGUAUCGCUCCUGGCCAGCGUUUUCAAUCUCCCAGCGAGAGUUGGGUUCAGGAAUACACCGCCGAUACCUCCUUCAAGCAGGAUCACGGUCUGUGA
Molecule: messenger RNA, 2076 nt
Organism: Sclerotinia borealis F-4128
Lineage: Eukaryota; Fungi; Ascomycota; Leotiomycetes; Helotiales; Sclerotiniaceae
Source: the annotation of a GenBank genome assembly